Raphanus sativus (radish) is the source of this 1578-nucleotide messenger RNA. RefSeq lists its product as uncharacterized. Gene Ontology annotation, cellular component: alpha DNA polymerase:primase complex. Gene Ontology annotation, biological process: DNA replication, synthesis of primer. The record is from RefSeq and is a predicted model, not a curated record. NCBI's taxonomy places the organism in Eukaryota, Viridiplantae, Streptophyta, Magnoliopsida, Brassicales, Brassicaceae.
AAUUGGGAGUUUUCUUUUUCUUGUGGAAAGAUGACGAGAGAGGAGGCGGAGAGCAGAGGAGAUGAUACGAUGAUCGGUGCACCACAAAUAACCAAUCCAAAACCAGAAGAAUUCUUCAACGUUCAGUACCUCCGAAUCUACUACGGAAAUCUAUUUCCUUACACUGAUAGUCACAAAUGGCUUUUUUACGGACACGAUGGGAAACAUCCUGGUUGCGAUGAAUACUACUUUGGUCGAAGAGAAUUCUCUUUUACACUAGAAGAUGUUUAUUUGCGUUACAAGUUCUUCAAGUCUGCUUCAGCUUUGGAAGACGCUAUCAAAUCAAGUUUUCCUUAUAAGAUUGAUAUUGGCGCCGUCUACAGCGUUGAUAUGAGCCCCCUUUUUUUUUUGUAGCCAGAUAAGAGGCAUGCCUAUUCACAAACAGGUACCAAUGUGUUUACUCCUGUGGAGAGAGAGUUGGUCUUUGAUAUUGAUAUAACAGAUUAUGACGAUGUUAGAUACUGUUGCUCCGGAGCCGAUGUUUGCUCCGAAUGUUGGCCUUUGAUGACUGUUGCUAUCAAAGUCAUCCAUACUUCCUUACGAGAGGAUUUUGGUUUCAAGCACAUUCUUUGGAGUUGUGAUCCUGAAGCUCGCAGGAUGACUAACGAACAAAGAUCAGCAGUUGCUGAAUACUUCCGUGUUUACAAGGGGAAUGAGAACAAUGCAAGAAAAGUCACUCUUAUGGGUUAUUCUCUUUAUCCCUUCCUUGCGAGAUCGUAUGUGGAUUAUCUCAAGGGUUUCUUUGAGGGUGAGUUACAAGCAAAUCAAAGUAUAUUCUCUACCAAAGACAAGUAUGAAAAGAUACUUGACAUGAUUUCAGAUCAAGAUAUUCAAUCAGAGCUCAGAGAAAAGUGGGAGAAUUCUGCUUAUAGAUCAUCUCUAUCAGAAGAAGCCAUCAGCCUUGUUAGGUGGGACCAGCUUAAAAACACCCUCCAAUCCAAGAAACACAAGUUUUGUAUUGCUCCAACACUGCGUAUGUGCGUCGAAGAAAUCGCCUUCACCUUUACAUACCCUCGAAUUGAUUUGGAGGUCUCAAAACAAAUGAACCAUUUGCUUAAGGCACCUUUCUGUGUCCAUCCAAAAACAGGUCGUGUAUGUGUUUCUAUCGACCCAAACAACUGCGACGAGUUUGAUCCAUUGGCAGUUCCAACACUUUCACAGCUAAUAGAAGAAAUCAACUCGGGAGGCUCCAAAAUGGAUGUGGAUGAUGAUGAUUCAGAUACAAGUUUACUUGGGAAAUCAAUCAAGUUCUUCAGAUCCUCAUUCUUAGAACCCUUACUAAAAUCGUGCAAGGAAGAAAUAGAGAGUUCAUACAAAACAAAGAUUGGCAAGUCUAAGGAUUCGUUCAGCUGGUAACUGAGAGGUCUUGAGUUUACUUGGGUCGUUUACAGUCCGGUUAUGUGGUCUAAGUUUCGCUCUCUUAUCAGUUUAGUUUGUAAUGUACGGUCUUCACUAAGCUUUAGAAUCUAUCAGGAGAGUAGUCUAUCUCUUGUUGUUACGUUUCCGAAGAAAAUAAUAGCUUAUUGAUGUGCUUGAGUA